AUGACGUUGGUGGAUGUUGAUGAACUGUCGCGGAUAAAAGAUGAGACCUUACAGCAGCGUGCAGCAGAAGUGCCGCUGGCAACAGAGCUGAUCAAUGCUCACCUGCAGGAAUUGGAAGAAUGGAUUGCUGGAGACGAUAGCCUGGCGAUUGUGAAUGCGCACAAUCAUUUUGAAGCGAUGCACGAAGUGCCUACUUGCAGUAUGGGGCUGCAUCCCUGGUACCUGGAUAAUGCACAAGAGCAAAUGAUGGUACUGGACACCUAUGCCCGCUCCGCCAAUGUGCUGGCAAUAGGGGAGUGCGGGCUGGAUCGUGCCCAAGGGGCGCCCUGGGACCAGCAGCUUUCUUUUUUUGAACAACAGAUCAUUUUGGCUAUGCGCCUGCAAAAGCCGCUCAUUAUCCAUUGUGUGCGGGCGCAUGAUGAAGUGCUCCGUUUAUUGGCAGGUCAUAAGGUCAACGUCCCGGUUGUGUUUCACGGAUUUAAUGGGCGGGACACGAUUGCGGAACGAAUAUUAAACGCCGGUUGUUACCUUUCCUUUGGUGUUGCUUUGCUCCGGCCAACCGCUCCUGCGGCUGUUUUGCUUUCCCAUAUUUCUGCCGGUCGGUUUUUCCUGGAGACCGAUGCUGCCACUGUUUCUAUUAAAGACUUGUACCGGAUUGCCGCACAAAUUCGGAAAACGGAGGAAGAAGCGAUUAUUUUGCAGCUGCAACAGAAUUUUAAAAACGUUUUCGGAGUAUGA
Molecule: messenger RNA, 738 nt
Organism: Ostertagia ostertagi
Lineage: Eukaryota; Metazoa; Nematoda; Chromadorea; Rhabditida; Trichostrongylidae
Source: the annotation of a GenBank genome assembly